This is a messenger RNA of Drosophila melanogaster (fruit fly), 204 nucleotides long. RefSeq lists its product as uncharacterized. NCBI's taxonomy places the organism in Eukaryota, Metazoa, Arthropoda, Insecta, Diptera, Drosophilidae. The coding region runs from base 40 to 138 and encodes 32 amino acids. The transcript has 2 exons. The record is from RefSeq and is marked reviewed.
AAACGUUUAAUGUACAGUUUCUGUACAUCUUGAAGCAAUAUGAGCCCUGCUAAUUUCCUUUACUUUAUUGCCAUUAUGGUAUACGCAUGUUGGCUUCCGGCUUGUUGGGGCUGGUCAAAAUUAAAUUCUGAAAAUUAAAUUUAAUCUCAGUGUUUAUCAGAUUUAUUGGCGUGGUAAUCUUAGAAUAAAGAUAAAUAUUAUGAA